Molecule: messenger RNA, 939 nt
Organism: Lactuca saligna
Lineage: Eukaryota; Viridiplantae; Streptophyta; Magnoliopsida; Asterales; Asteraceae
Source: the annotation of a GenBank genome assembly
AUGGGGGUUGUGAACGGUGGUAAGAUGAAGUGCGAUGAUGAUGAAGGUGGCCUGUUUGAUGGUAGUGAAGGUUAUGUGACAACAAAGUUUACUGAUGGUGUUGUGAUGUUCGAUAUUCGGGUUUCUAAAGGAGAUAUGCAAGAGAAGAGAAAGGCAGAGGUGUUUAGCAGCGACUGUAAUGGUCUCAGUGGUCAAGGUGUGGUGGGUAACUGCGUCGAAUAUGGGAGGAAUUUUAGAGUAUUUAAUAGAGAGGGAGAGAGUUCAAGGAGAGAAGAGAUGGCGACUCAUCUAGGACCGAUUCAAUUGGCAAAAUCUGAGGAAGACGGGUUCUUCUUUGACCAGUUCAAUUUGAAGAAGAAAGCCAAAGCCUAUUCUUUCUCCACUCCACUUUGCCCUACUCCCCCGUUUCCCCCUUCUCAGCUGAGCCUGUGCUAUCAGUCAAAGCUCUCUCUCUUUCUCUCAGGUGCUUUAUUUCCUAUGGCGUUUGCAAAUUUUCAUGGACUUAGAGCUCUGCAAAUUUCUUCACGAGAAAGCAUUUUCAACCAUGGAAGCUGCCACACACGAACUGAUACAUCCAACAGUAGAUGUUUUGCUGUCAAGGCUUGCAGUAAGAAACCUGAUCAAAACAUUCAUCUUGAAUCUAAGUUAAAUUGGGUGUUGGACAGUGUGAAAUGGGAUGAAAAGGGUUUGGCUGUGGCUAUAGCUCAAAAUGUUGAUUCAGGGGCAAUUUUAAUGCAAGGAUUUGCCAAUAGGGAUGCACUUGCUACCACAAUUGCUUCCAAAAAAGCAACUUUUUAUAGCAGAUCAAGAUCUUCAUUGUGGAUAAAAGGAGAAACUUCUCUUAAUUUCAUCAAUGUUCAUGAUAUCUUCCUUGAUUGUGAUCGUGAUUCUGUAAGUUCUUUUCUUUCAAUGCAUGUAAUAGUAAUCUACUUUCUUUAA